CAAGAUUUGCUUCUCUAUCCAAUCAACAACUUUUGAUCAGAUACUUUGUGAAGAGUUUUGAUUAUUUCUGCAUUGUGUUUUUUGAUGAUGAGCAGUCAUGUUUACCGAAUCCUCAGGUGGCUCUGCAUGUAAGCUUGUUCACAGACCAGGCACAGUGCUUGUUGGAUAUAUAAUGUAAGUAAACUUACAUUUCUUUCUUUGAAUGGUGAAUGCGAUGUAUACUUCAAAUGGCAUUUGAAGAAACAUGUCCUGCCCACACACACGGACAACUCAAUUGGCUCUUGGAUGGUAGAUUGUGUAAGCAAGGGCACAAGUCGAGCCCCAACAACCGGACUGUGAGAGUUUUUCCUAAUGUAGUGGAUUCUUUAUAGGCACCAGACACUGAUCAUCCCACCUAAUGAGUUGCUAAGUCAUUUUAGUUUAGUUUAGUAUUGAGUAUUUUUUCCAUUAUUGGUAGAUGGUAGAUGCAUCAUUAUUGAGCCAGAGCAAACAUGGCAAUAUGCAUCCUUUGUGCCCAAACAAUAUGCACACAGGUUUAUAAAUGUUGUUACGAAAUGAAACUAGUCGGAGUGUUGGUGAAGUCUCAUCCACUCGAGUUGGACUUGUUGAGUUGUUGUGAUGGUCUGUUGGAUGCUAGUAGUAGUACAAAUAGUACAGGAGGGGAAGUAGUACUACACGUGACUACGCGAGUACAAUGCACAAAACAAAGCCAUAAAAAGGAGCUUCUACAGAAAUGUAAGGCUUCUAGCACAAUGGGGAAGACCAUGUACAUAAUCUUUCCCACACUUCACUCUAUAUAUUCUUUCAAAGAGACUAGUCAGGGAGGCUUAGGGUCAAAAAGGAUAAUCUACCUAGCUUCAGUCUUCAGAGUGAUAAACCCAACCCCAAGUGGAAUUUCAAGAGGAUAACAAAUUUUGUGUGGGCACCAGAGAUCCACGCAAUAAUAAAAAUGGAAAUGGAAGUGGAAAUAUCCAUUUCAAGAUUGCCUGCUAAGAGCCAGAUUUCCACUACCUCAAAUCACAGACAUCCAUUGCCACGUCAGAGGAUAGCAUCCCAUCUCCCUUACCAAUAGGAUUCAUGCUCUAGAGAUAACAAAGCCCUCAAUGCAAUCAGACCACACAUAUUCUCUGUAAUAUCAAGAAGAAUCAGAGAUGGCUAGUGUUACCUCUGCUGCUGUUGCCAUUCCCUCCUUCACUGGCCUCAAGGCUGCGGGCGCAUCCUCUUCCAGGGUCUGCACUGCUGUCAAGUUGGCUCCAGCUCCCACCACCCCAAAGCUUGCAAUCAAGGCCUCCCUCAAGCAAGUUGGUGCUGCCGUGAUUGCCACCGCCGCUAGUGCAUUGCUGGCAACCAACGCCCUCGCUGCUGAGAUUAAGCUUGGCGCUGAUGAUGGCGGGCUUGCCUUCGUCCCCAGUGACAUCUCUGUGCCUUCCGGAGAGACCAUUGUGUUCAAGAACAAUGCAGGCUUCCCUCACAACGUGAUUUUCGAUGAAGAUGAGAUUCCAUCUGGAGUUGAUGCUGCCAAGAUCUCGAUGAGCGAGGAGGACCUGCUGAAUGGACCUGGAGAGACUUACUCUGUCACUUUGACAGAGAAGGGAACUUACUCUUACUACUGUUCACCUCACCAGGGAGCUGGCAUGGUUGGCAAGAUCACUGUAAACUGAAGUGCUAAUUGCAAUCUUUUGUAAAACUUUUCUCGGAAUUUCAAUAAUCUCAUUUUUCCUGUUUA
Molecule: messenger RNA, 1726 nt
Organism: Ipomoea triloba (trilobed morning glory)
Lineage: Eukaryota; Viridiplantae; Streptophyta; Magnoliopsida; Solanales; Convolvulaceae
Product: plastocyanin-like
Exons: 3
Coding region: 1152-1661 (169 amino acids)
Cellular component (GO): chloroplast thylakoid lumen
Molecular function (GO): copper ion binding
Source: RefSeq, a predicted model, not a curated record